AGCCCCGGGAGUCGGUGCGGCCGCGCUCCGCGCCCAGCUCCGCGCCCGCGCGCCGCCGCGCGCAGCUCCGCGCGGCGCUCUGCGGCGGGCCGAGGGCCGCCACCGCCGGGACCGGCAGGAGCGCGCGGCCGCUGAGCCGGGCAGGGCUGGGCACGGCGCCUUUUGUCCCCGGAGACCCCUGGAAGUGUGCGGCGGGCGCGCGGAGGCGGCGGGCAGCCCCGACGUGGAGGAGCCCGCGCGCGGAGCCGCGCAUGGGCGCGGGCGCGGCGCGGGGGCGCGCUGGGCCGGCCCGGGCGUGCUGCUGGCGCUGGCGGCCGCGCUGCUGGCCGCGGGCUCGGCCAGCGAGUACGACUACGUGAGCUUCCAGUCGGACGUCGGCUCGUACCCGAGCGGCCGCUUCUACGCCAAGCCGCCGCAGUGCGUGGACAUCCCCGUGGACCUGCGGCUGUGCCACGGCGUGGGCUACAAGAGGAUGGUGCUGCCCAACCUGCUGGAGCACGAGACCAUGGCCGAGGUGAAGCAGCAGGCCAGCAGCUGGGUGCCCCUGCUCAACAAGAACUGCCACAUGGGCACGCAGGUCUUCCUCUGCUCGCUCUUCGCGCCUGUCUGCCUCGACCGGCCCAUCUACCCGUGCCGCUGGCUCUGCGAGGCCGUGCGCGACUCGUGCGAGCCGGUCAUGCAGUUCUUCGGCUUCUACUGGCCCGAGAUGCUCAAGUGCGACAAGUUCCCGGAGGGGGACGUCUGCAUCGCCAUGACCCCGCCCAACGCCACCGAAGCCUCCAAGCCCCCAGGCACCACGGUGUGUCCUCCGUGUGACAACGAGCUGAAGUCCGAGGCCAUAAUCGAGCAUCUCUGUGCCAGCGAGUUUGCCCUGAGGAUGAAAAUAAAGGAGGUGAAGAAGGAAAAUGGCGACAAGAAGAUCGUCCCCAAGAAGAAGAAGCCGCUGAAGCUGGGGCCCAUCAAGAAGAAGGAACUCAAGAAGCUCGUCCUGUACCUGAAGAACGGGGCCGACUGCCCGUGCCACCAGCUGGACAACCUCAGCCACCACUUCCUCAUCCUGGGCCGGAAGGUGAAGAGCCAGUACCUGCUGACGGCCAUCCACAGGUGGGACAAGAGAAACCAGGAGUUCAGAAACUUCAUGAAGAAGAUGAAGAACCACGAGUGCCCCACUUUUCAGUCUGUCUUUAAGUGAUGGCCUCGGGGCGGGGUGGGGGGGGAGCUGGGGGGUGGGGGGGGAGAGCGGACAGCCCUGGACCCAGCGGUCCCGCAGCACGCGUCUCGCUCCUGUGGUAGUGGACCCCGUAGUCCUGCUGGCUUUGUCCUUGCAGCCUUCUCACGCCCCUCCCUCCACAGCCACGCUCCGGGCCCCGGGCAGCCGCGCCCAGGGGAGGCCAGGGCCACUUAGGGUUAGGGAGGCGUUGAGCUCUCAGCACGUGGGGCCGAGGAGGUGCCAGACCAUCUCCGCCGGAGAUGCGGUCGCUAAGAAACAGAACCCCCUUUGCCAGCACGCCCACACGGGCAAGGAGGGCAGUGGGCAAAAAAUGAGAGCCGGCAGCAAAAAACUGAGUUUUGCAGCUUGUCGGAUGACCUGUCGGCUGAUGGGUGCCUUUGCACCCGGCCAGUUCUAACGGCUGGGGUGUCUCGUUCCAGAGUGGAUUCUCACCUGCUUAGACAGAAACAGACACACGCCACCCUUAGGCUUUAAGACGGAUUCCAGGAGGUGACAGGUGCAGGGGAGAAGAGUGCCGGGUGCAGAAUCUCAUGGUGCCUGCCAAGGGGCUGCAGAGGGGGUCCCUGCAGGCACUGCCCCCCGCCCCCCAACAGGACUGUCUUUGGACACGACUCGGCCAGUGUCAGAGAGGAAAGGAAGGCUCAGCGGGCGCGAGCAGGACCAUGACCUUCAGACUGAAAAGGCCAGGGAUAGUGGGUUUUUGAGAACAUAAAGAACGGGGGAAGAAAACCACUUUAGAACAGUCCAGGAAAUCGCGAGUCAGGGGGAACUGUGAAACGGGGUGGAGGGACCACCAUUCUCAUUUCAUCUGUUUGUUCAAUCAGCAUUUUUUAAAGAACAUCAACGGUAAAAAACAAACCACUUUUCAAGUUUUUUUUUUUUUUUUUUAAAGUCGACAUGGAGCAUUCGAGAGGUGCGCUAAGGCAAGGCCUCUCGGCCCGUUGUGGGCUGCUGUCUGGAGGUGCAGGCGGGAGGUGAGUGUGGCAGUGAGGCCUGUGGCCCUCCGCCCAGCCGGUCCCGCUUGCCGGCCCUGGGCGCCAGCACCGUGCCGACAGGGCUCGCCCGCUCCCCUGUGGAGAAGGAGUCCUUUAAACUUGGGUUCCUGGAGAUCAGCCUGCCUGCCUGCCUGUCCUCUGCACUUUUUACAUUUUCUUUUUUUCAUUUCUGCAGAGGGAAAGUUGUUUCCAUCCAAGGAGAGAGUUUCAAAAGCAAAACAACUUUGCAGUUUUUUUUCCCCAAGUGCCCUAAGAUAUUUCUGAAAGCCCUCAUGUUUGGCAAGGGAUGUAUGUGAGCCAGUUCGCGUAGACAACUUUACUUUUCUUGUCCGGUGUGUAGGAAGUCAUUCUAAAAAAAAUGAAUGUUAAUUUCUUCCCCCUAAGCCGGAUGCAUGAUUCCCGGUAACGCCGCCGGGGCCUUGGUGACUGCCUCUCUUGGCGAACGUCCGUGCCCAACCCGGACGCUGCCGCGGGGGCUGCGGCCUGCCCCUGCCCACGGCCAAGCCUGACGUGGAAACCGUGGGGUAUCGGCGUGCCAACCUGGUCACCCUCCCCACGGUUAUCCUGGUGUAACUAACCUUUCUCAAUUAGUGAUCCCAUCAUUUAACACCUUUUAUUUGGGUGGGGGGAGGGCGCGGUUCUCUCUGGCCUUGAAUCGGAAAGUGUUGGGGGCCUUCAGUAAUUUGCCUGUCAUUUUGGAUGAUUAAGGAAUGUGUGUAUAUAUAUGUAUAUACAUAUUAGCUAAUUAGAAAUAUUCUGCUUUCCUGCUGUCAAACCGAAAUUCAGAGUGAUUUCAUGCGUGUGUGGACCUGGGCCUUCGUUUCGGUUGGUUGACUCACGAGUUUGGCGCUUGCCUUGCUGCCCGUUUGGACCCAGCGGCUCGGGCGACGGGGCCCUGGCAGCCGGUUUGCUGGGGCACUAGCAGUUACCGCGGAGGGCAGAAGAGGGUGGCCUCCCUCGCCUUGGGAAGCCGCGUUUCAGAGAGCCGAGAGCGAGUGGGAAACUCGAGCUGCCGCUGCGGGUGCCGGGCAGCCUCAGAGUCCCCGGCCUGGGGGCCUCACCCAAGGGCUCCGAAGAUUUUGGACACACGCCGACUGUGUCUGCAUCCCCUCCCCAACCUCAGGACCAGAAGGGCUGCUUAUCUGUGGGCCCCGCGCUGCAGUAUCACAGACUUCUGUUUUUGUCAACAGAAGGACGUAACGAAGCCAACGUGCGUGCCCAUUGGCUUGGACGUUGGUCUCCAAAAGAGGAGGAGGUCUGUGUCUGAUUGGGUAAUCGUUGCCGGUGCAAAGGUCAGAUUCGUGAAGCUUUAAAGUGAUCACUCUGGACAGAGACCUGCGGGGCCGUCGGCAGAACUCAGCUAAAUCUUUUUUGAGGCACGUUCGUAGUUAUCUUAGGAGACAGAACGCUGAGUGAGAAUUCGGGGAACAAUCUGUUUUUACAACACCCCGUGCAGCGGUUGGCUCCCGAUCGAUGUGAGCCUGUGGCUCCGCUCCAGGUUCUCCUAGAGGCGGAGACCAGGCCGAGCCGGCUCCCCUGGCCUGUAAGCCGCGGCCCCCUCCCCGCCCCGAACCCGCUUUGCUCCAGCGACUCCAGGAACUCUUGCUCGGCGGUUGCAGCCUCACCGGCGAGCCGGCCCGGGCGGGCCAUUUCGGGAGAGCACCCCGGGCGGCUCCCAGGACAACACGCCGCCCACCCGCCCGCACCUGCCCCGCGGACGCCAGGACCUAGACGACAUUCCUGUUCCCCCAGUUCCUUCGGGUGGGACGCCUCUUUUCCUGUCUAAAUCUCUUACGAAAGCUUGGAAUACUGUGAAAAUGUUUUACAUUCCACUUCCUCUGUGUUUGUUUUGAAUGCAGCUUACCUGAUGUUUUGAUGUUAUCACUUAUGUUAACGGGAACCCCCGUGCGUGUUCACUUUAUUUUCAUGCUUCUCCUGCCGCGUAUCAAUAUUCACUUGACUAAAAAUCACUCAAUUAAUCAAU
Microcebus murinus (gray mouse lemur) is the source of this 4210-nucleotide messenger RNA. RefSeq names its product secreted frizzled related protein 1 (gene SFRP1). Gene Ontology annotation, biological process: non-canonical Wnt signaling pathway; canonical Wnt signaling pathway. Lineage: Eukaryota; Metazoa; Chordata; Mammalia; Primates; Cheirogaleidae. Gene Ontology annotation, molecular function: Wnt-protein binding. The record is from RefSeq and is a predicted model, not a curated record.